Coregonus clupeaformis (lake whitefish) is the source of this 2156-nucleotide messenger RNA. Its product is annotated as lysosomal-associated transmembrane protein 4B. The record is from RefSeq and is a predicted model, not a curated record. NCBI's taxonomy places the organism in Eukaryota, Metazoa, Chordata, Actinopteri, Salmoniformes, Salmonidae. Gene Ontology annotation, cellular component: lysosomal membrane. The transcript is spliced from 8 exons. Bases 235 to 978 code for a protein of 247 amino acids.
CUCUCUUGAGCCUAUCCAGCUCAGGUCACAUGGUCCAAUGUUUGCUACGUGCCUGAGUUGAUCACUAGAGCCGCGGUGAAGCUGUUAUCACUAAUUGCCGACAGUUCAAAGGUAGCCUAAUCAACGACACCGCGCGCUGGAGAAGAAAUUCACGUCGAUCUAUUUGGAUUGUUUAUCAUAAACCGAUAGAUAUAGACAUCUGUGAAGUGCCUCCUCAUCCUUUCAUUGUAAAAUAUGAUUUCCCCGUGGGACCGAUGGCAUUCCACCAGAUGCUGCCUGUGCUGUCAUGUCCGCACAGGCACGGUUAUCCUGGGGGUUUGGUAUAUGCUGAUCAAUGCGGUGGUGUUGCUCAUCCUCGUCACGGCCCUGGGUGAUCCUGACCAGUACCAUCUGACCAGCGCUGAGCUGGCUAACGACUUAGAUGACAUGGAUGACGCCAACAUGUGUAUUGCUUCAGCGAUCUCGUUGCUGAUGAUACUAAUUUCUGGAAUGGCGACCUACGGUGCAUAUAAGCAACACGCUGCUUGGAUCAUCCCAUUCUUCUGCUACCAAGUCUUUGACUGUGCACUGAACACCCUGGUGGCUGUUAGUAUUGUGGUCUACCCCAACACCAUACAAGAUUACCUCCAACAGCUGCCUGAGAACUUCCCCUACAAAGAGGAUAUCAUGGCCAUGAGCAACGUGUGCCUGGUCUUCAUCGUGCUCCUCUUCAUCGGAUGCAUCCUCACCUUCAAGGCGUACCUGAUAGCGUGUGUGUGGAACUGCUACCGGUAUGUGCGCGCAAGAAGCACCACAGAAGUCUUGAUAUACGUCACUACUAAUGACACCACGGUGGCGUCACUCCUACACGACGCUAAGCCCUCGAUCAGCGCAGAUGGAGUCGCGCUAUCUGACGUACUGUUACCCCCAUAUGACGACACCAUGGCUAUUCCAUCCAAGAACGCUCCUCCCCCCUACGGGGCACCCUACAUAGCAUGAAGAACCUGGGCUGCUGUUCUGCUGACCGACUGGACCCACUUGUUACUACAGCAACCGGACAUUCCAACCAGACCUGAGACAACAAAUAUUACUGGUUUUCUUUCCAAUACACUAUGCAUUUUAUAGUUGGCAUUUGAUAACUGUCACACUGAGUGUGUGGUGUUAGCAGUAUUUUAAUGAAUUUAAAAAUACAUAUAAUUUGACCCAGGACCCAAUACUACUGAUUAUUUCCCCAAAAAUGUAACCUAUACACAUUUACUUACUUACCUGUUACUGUGAUACUGUUUAUUCAUUAUACUGUUUAUUUGGAGUUAUUUAUUUUCACUGAUCUACAGUUGAAAUAUCGAGCAGGAAAGUGAUAUGCAACGGAGUUAAAAUAUGAGGGUGCUAGUAGUGAGUGUAAUAGCGGAUAUAUUUUUAUUGUACUAAGCUGUGCUUGUACAUGUACUCUACUGUCAGUCCUAGUCCAAAGGCCACCCACCAGAAACAUGUUUCCAUAGUCUACGAAGCAAGUACUUGUGAGAGUAUGAUUUAGCCUGGUCCCAGAUCUGUAUGUGCGUUGUCAUAUAUGGCAUGACGAUUACAGUCAGAGGAGUUGGCUAAAGCACACACAGAUCUGAAAACAGGCUAAUGAGGAUUGUGUCCUCGACUCAAAAUGUUUCUUUGUUCUGCCCAUGAUCACUGUUCAUUGUUGGAUUGCCUUUACAAACAACUUCCUUUUGGUAGGGUGCACUGAGAGAAUGUAUGAGGUGUUGCUAUGCGUGGAAGGAUUCCAAAGAUUUAAAGCGCCUGCCUGUAAUCUAACUGACAUGAUUGAAGAGCAGAAGUCAUCUCACCAAGGUACUUGUGUGUUAUUGUUUAGUGUGUAUGGAAAACGGUCAUUAUCCUGAAUUAUUACAACAGGGCUGUGUUCAGUAUUUUAAAGGUUGAGUUUUAUGACUUGUACAUUUGGUCUUUAUAUCUGUGUUGUUUCCAGUAAAGGAAAAAGAGGUGGUCAUGUAUUUUUCAAUUAAGCCAAUGUAAGCAGACCGGUCUGCUCUGCCGGAUGCAGUUAUUGGCAAGCUGUUCCCCAAACGGGGGAUGUCCUCUGAGGACUCAAACUCACAUUUAACCAACUGCAGCAUAAAAAGACACAGAAGUGAUAUUUAUUUGUCUAUUAAAAGCACAUUUCAUUGACA